AUGUUGCCGAAUCUUCGCUUGGUCGCUUGCGUAGCAGGACUCGCCUGUCUCGCAUCAGCCGCCAGUGCAGCACCCUCGAUCACCGCCGAUAAACGGGUUUACACCUGUACCAUUGAGGCCAAUGGAGAUGGGUCUGAUGACGCUCCCGCCAUUCGCGACGCCUUUACCGAAUGUCAAAGCAAUGCUCGCAUAGUCUUUCAGAAUACCACCUACUACAUCAAUAGUCCUUUGAACACAACCACAUUGUCAAAUGUCGAUAUUGACAUUUAUGGCUAUCUACUUUGGAGUAAUGAUACAAGCUAUUGGCUUGACCAUUCCAUGCCCAUUGGCUACCAGAACCAAUCGACCGUGUGGUUUCUGGGCGGUCAAAACAUUAAUGUCAAUGGAUACGGCUCGGGCACAUUUGACGGGAAUGGGCAGGUUUGGUAUGACCUUGUCAAGGGCGAAUCCAAUUAUCCAAAAAGGCCGAUGGGCUUGACCAUUUGGGGUGCUUCCGACUCUUCCUUUAAAAGACUGAAUUUCGUUCAGAGCCAAAUGUGGACAAUGACCAUUAUACACUCGAACAAUGUGUUGAUGGAAGAUAUAUACGUCAACUCGACCAGCCACAGUGGAAAUCCGGCGCGCAACACGGAUGGACUCGACACGCUGUUUUCCGACAAUAUUGUCCUGCGGCGGUGGCUCGUCGAUAAUGGCGACGACGCCAUCAGCCUCAAGGCCAACUCCACCAAUGUUUUACUCGAGGACAGCGUCUUUAGAAGAGGACAAGGCUUCGCCCUGGGCAGUAUUGGUCAGUACGUUGGGGCAUUUGAGACGAUUGAAAACGUCACGGUGCGCAACGUCAGUAUGAUCAAUACCAACUUUGCCGUCAAUGUCAAGACGUGGACUGGCGAUCGAGUCAACUAUCCGCCCAAUGGAGGUGGCGGUGGGCUAGGAUAUCUUAAAAAUGUCACGAUUCAGGAUCUCACCUUGAACCGAGUACGAAGUUUCGCAGUUAAUGUCGGUCAGUGUACAUCAUAUUCGGGCGGUUCCCCCGACUGCAAUAGCUCGCUCUUUCACAUUGGCAACAUUACCUUUGACAACAUCACCGGUGAUAUCGCCGAAUAA
Molecule: messenger RNA, 1104 nt
Organism: Pestalotiopsis fici W106-1
Lineage: Eukaryota; Fungi; Ascomycota; Sordariomycetes; Amphisphaeriales; Sporocadaceae
Exons: 7
Coding region: 1-1104 (367 amino acids)
Biological process (GO): carbohydrate metabolic process
Molecular function (GO): polygalacturonase activity
Source: RefSeq, a predicted model, not a curated record